AAUGCCCUCCACAGCUUAUAAAUAAGUUGCUGUUUCUCCCUCUCACCACACUCCAACCAAAAGAUUUAUAUCGAUCUCUGCUCCUCUCUCUCCUCUCGUUUAAUUUCGAUCAGUAUGGAUCUCUCUAAGUUUCGACCAUCAAGCGCAUAUGAUUCCCCUUUCUUGACAACAAAUGCUGGUGGUCCUGUCUACAACAACGUUUCUUCCUUGACUGUUGGACCUAGAGGGCCUGUUCUUCUUGAGGAUUAUCACUUAAUAGAGAAGCUCGCGACUUUUGAUCGUGAGCGGAUACCUGAGCGUGUUGUUCAUGCUAGAGGUGCCAGUGCAAAAGGUUUCUUUGAAGUCACUCAUGAUAUUUCUCAUCUUACCUGUGCUGAUUUUCUCCGAGCGCCUGGGGUUCAAACACCUGUUAUUUGCCGUUUCUCUACUGUCGUCCAUGAGCGUGGAAGCCCCGAGUCCCUUAGGGACAUUCGUGGUUUUGCUGUCAAAUUUUACACCAGAGAGGGUAACUUUGAUCUGGUUGGAAACAACGUCCCCGUCUUCUUUAAUCGUGAUGCAAAAUCGUUCCCUGACACGAUUCGUGCACUGAAACCAAAUCCAAAGUCACACAUUCAGGAAUACUGGAGGAUCCUUGAUUUCUUCUCUUUCCUUCCGGAGAGUUUGCAUACUUUUGCCUGGUUUUUCGAUGAUGUUUGUCUCCCGACAGAUUACAGACACAUGGAAGGUUAUGGUGUUCACGCCUAUCAAUUAAUCAACAAGGCUGGGAAAGCACAUUAUGUGAAGUUUCACUGGAAACCAACUUGUGGUGUCAAGUGCAUGUCGGAGGAAGAAGCUAUUAGGGUCGGAGGUACAAAUCAUAGCCACGCCACCAAGGAUCUCUACGAUUCGAUUGCUGCUGGAAACUAUCCCGAGUGGAAACUUUUUAUCCAAAUUAUGGACACUGAGGAUGUAGACAAAUUCGACUUUGAUCCUCUUGAUGUAACCAAGACCUGGCCUGAGGAUAUCUUGCCAUUGAUGCCAGUUGGACGAUUGGUACUUAACAGGAAUAUCGAUAACUUCUUUGCUGAGAACGAGCAGCUCGCGUUUAACCCUGGCCAUAUUGUCCCUGGUCUUUACUAUUCGGAGGACAAGCUUCUCCAGACUAGGAUAUUCGCGUAUGCUGAUACUCAGAGACACCGUAUUGGACCAAACUAUAUGCAGCUUCCUGUUAAUGCUCCCAAGUGUGCUCAUCACAAUAAUCACCGCGAUGGUGCCAUGAACUUCAUGCAUCGCGAUGAAGAGGUGGAUUAUUUGCCCUCAAGGUUCGAUCCUUGUCGUCAUGCUGAACAGUACCCAAUUCCUUCUCGUGUCUUGACAGGAAGGCGUGAAAUGUGUGUCAUUGAGAAAGAGAACAACUUCAAGCAGGCAGGAGAAAGAUACAGAUCCUGGGAACCUGACAGGCAAGACAGAUAUGUUAGCAAAUGGGUUGAGCAUUUAUCCGAUCCACGAGUCACUUAUGAGAUACGCAGUAUAUGGAUAUCAUACCUGUCUCAGGCUGACAAGUCUUGUGGUCAGAAGGUCGCUUCUCGUCUCACUUUAAAGCCUACAAUGUGAUGAAGCUAAGAUGAAAACACUACUGGGAAAACGUCUCAAGUUGCAGUUUGAAGGAGUACUAAACCAAGAAAAGCAUUACGUUUGUGUGUUUUUGCUAUAAAGUGUACUGUUUCGUUUUAUGUUCUGUUUGUACCAAACUUUGAUAUCUUGUGUUUACUAUGACACAAUAUAUGUUGCACUUGAAUAAGGUACAGAUGUAUGUUCAAGUACUGUGGUCAUCUUCUUUCUAUUUUACCUUGUUUCACACUUUUUAAGCUUUUGUGCCAAAAUUAUGUCAUACUUGCUCAUUUUGGUGCUUGAAGUAUACCCUCAAUUCUAUAAUGCCACUGGUAUUGUAGUUUUAUUGACAUGUUAAUAAGAAGAGCUGCUACUCUGUCUUCCGUUCA
This is a messenger RNA of Nicotiana tabacum (common tobacco), 1979 nucleotides long. NCBI's taxonomy places the organism in Eukaryota, Viridiplantae, Streptophyta, Magnoliopsida, Solanales, Solanaceae. The record is from RefSeq and is a predicted model, not a curated record.